This is a messenger RNA of Pelodiscus sinensis (Chinese soft-shelled turtle), 828 nucleotides long. The record is from RefSeq and is a predicted model, not a curated record. NCBI's taxonomy places the organism in Eukaryota, Metazoa, Chordata, Testudines, Trionychidae.
GUGCACCUUCAUCUGAUGACGUCUUGCUGCUGUCACUUCUGCUCCAGGACCCGUGUGGUUCUUAGACAACGGUGUCCUUUUCGAGAAACAGGAAGUGCUAAAGUUAAAGCACCUCCAAAGAUAAUUGAUACGGGGGGAGGGUUCUUUCUGGAAGAAGAGGAGGAGGAGGAACACAAGAUUGAGAAAAUUGUGCAUCAGCCAGGACCUGUAUUAGAAUUUGACUACCUUAUUUGUGAAGAAUGUGGCAAAGAGUUCAUGGACUCAUACCUCAUGCAGCACUUUGAUUGGGCAACAUGUGAUAACUGCAGAGAUGUUGAAGGUAAGCAUAAGCUUAUAACAAGGACUGAGGCAAAGCAAGAGUACCUUCUUAAAGAUUGUGACCUAGAUAAGAGAGAACCAAUGCUCAGAUUUAUUUUGAAGAAAAACCCUCAUAAUUCACAGUGGGGUGACAUGAAACUUUACUUAAAAUUACAGGUAAUAAAGCGUUCACUUGAAGUUUGGGGUAGUGAAGAAGCAUUGCAAGAAGCAAGAGAAACCCGUCAAGAUAAUAGAGAAAAGAUGAAACAGAAAAAGUUUGAUAAAAAAGUUAAAGAGCUCCGUCGAGCUGUUAGGAGCAGUGUGUGGAAAAAAGAAACAAGUGCCCACCAACAUGAGUAUGGACCAGAAGAAAACAUUGAAGAAGAUAUGUACAAAAAAACAUGUACUAUAUGUGGCCAUGAAUUAACAUAUGAGAAAAUGUAAUAGUUCCUGAUGGAUUUUACAGAAAAUGCACCUUUUGUAUGUUAAUAUUUUGUAUCAAGUAAAAUAAAAGUGUAAAUUUGUGUGGGA